Molecule: messenger RNA, 2213 nt
Organism: Pecten maximus
Lineage: Eukaryota; Metazoa; Mollusca; Bivalvia; Pectinida; Pectinidae
Source: RefSeq, a predicted model, not a curated record
GACGUUAUGUGUAGGUGUGUUUGGCUGGGGAGACAGGAGAGUGAAGAUACAUGUAGGAGUUAGGCUGAGGAGAAAUAGGGAACCAUAAUCAGGCAAUGGCGAUGUGUUACCAUUCUUAGAUUCAGACAGAGGAAACGCCACUAUCAAUCAGCAUACAGGAAUGUGAUAUUCGCCUAACUACCUAGCGUGACGUUACGUGAUGCUGUGAUGGAAAUAUAUAAUCUAGCUCAACAAGAAGUUUGAAUUGUAUCUAACGUAUGCCUGAGAAAAUCCGCUUGAAACCAGAUCUUAUAAAGUUUUAUUUAACGUCAGGUACAAGGUAAAACAAUAGAAUAGAUGUACUAGCUCUAUUGAGCUCUUAAAACUGAUAGGAGUCCUAUUCGUUGAACGGUCGGAACACCAUGAUGUGUUGGUUGUGACAGUUCACUCGAGAUCGACACUCUUUAAACUGUUCCGUGCCAAGUCCAUUCGGGAUACACCUUUACAAUUGGAUUUCCAUGGUCGGAUGUGUUGUGUUUGAUAACCGGGAAGUAAAUCUUCAUUAAUUACCAUGGCUGUAAAUAAAUGUAAGCUUGUGAUAUUCAUAGUUAGUCUACUGGCUGAGACAUUCGACAUCGUAUGUGAUUGGUUGAUGUACUACGAGGUAAGCGGUCUAAAGCAAGGCCUCGUUUUCGGUCCCUUCUCUAAGGUCAUCGAGAUAUCCAUCCUUGUAUUCUGUUGUAUCGGAUGUGUGACCUACAUACUGGAGGUAAUUUUUGGUCUGGUGGACCUAAAUCACGAGGAUUACCUCCCGGAGUGGCUACUUGAAGGCCUGGACGUGGUGUCGAUAUGGUUAGAGGACGUACCCCAGAUAUUACUGAAUGUCUACAUAGCGGGGUGUCGGGAGGAGGCGAUCAGUGUUGUACAGAUGGCCAAGGCCUUAGCAACACUUGUGGAGGUUAUCACUAAAGUUUGUGUAACAAUUGCUAAAUCGUGUUACUCUAAGUUUAAGAAGAAGAAGGAGGAGGAGGCGGAGCAAAAAGGACAGUGUUUGAAAGUCUUUAUUGGAAUCGGACUCACUUUGAUGUUAAUUGGAUCAAUAAUGGUAUUCGGCUUCACACAUUUCUUUCUAGACUCUGAUAAUGUAGUUCAAUUUCACAGUCCCAAUAGCUUUGACAGCGGCAAAUAUGAUGCGUACAAGUACCUGAAUAGGUCCGGCAUCAACAUGAACUUUGAUUCUGGUCAAAACGCCAUUGUUACCAUGAACACGGGCCAAUGGAUCAAGUUGACGGAUGUGACUGAUGUCACUUCUGCUUCCUCUCAAACAGUAGUCGCUAGUGUGAAGUACGAUUCGAGUUCCAAUACUAGAGUCUGGAUCCAAUCCACCACGUCCACGGACCUGACCUCCCCAGAGAAGUCCACGUGUUACGAUACGUCGACCGCGCCGUUCACAGUGGUAACGACCUGCUCCACGGACUUGCCCGCUACAACUGUCACAACUUCUGUUGUAUUUAAGUUUGUGUACCAGAAGCCCAGCACCGCUACGCCGUUAGGGGACAUCAUCUACAACUUUCGGAUUUAUGAGGGCAACUGCGUCACGACUGCAAAUAACCCCCAGUUUUCUCUCGGUUUCGCAAACGUCGUGUCGAAUGUUGAGAACUCUCUCCCCCUGGAGGUAUUGUCGGGAACUACGGGACAGUACUACACUAGUGGAUCAUCACUACAGGAUGUAUCGAAGGCGUGGAAGACGGGUCAGUUUGGGUGUGACUCGACAGGGAGCACUGCACCCAAUCUGGACACGGCAAUCACAGUCUCCUGUGUGACGUGGAACUGACAUCUUAUAGAACUAGUUUCUACUACAAACCACUUAUAUUUCGCGAACUUAUCUCUUCAGACAUAUUCGCGAAUACAUAUUUUCGCGAACUGUUAUCUAGAAACGACUUUUAAUUCGUGAAUGAUGAGCUACUAGAGUCAUGCUAUAUUGGUUACCUGACAGCUUGGUCGCCAUCCAAAGGUAUUCAAUUCGUGCAAAUAAUCGCGAAGGAUUUGAUGUCACGAUUGACUCUCCUCGCGUAUUAACGCGAAAUAAAUUCCACAUGAAAUAACGGUGGUUUACAGUUAACAAACGGGAGAUUUUCUAUGGUAGUUUUCUGUUGUAGCAAAUAUUAGGAUCACGUAAACUGUAAGUGCCAUAUUGUUUUGGAAGUAAAGUUAUUUUUGUAUCGAACCAUCAA